AUGCUAUUUAAACCAUGGUCAGAUGUACCGCAUCCGCGUCACGAACUAGACGACGAGCCCGAGUCGCCCCCAUUGGUGCCCGAAGUCGAAACCCAGCUCACCGCCUCAAUUUUGCCUGAGACAAUUGUGGUUGUGCCGAAAAACAUCGGUGUGAUUGUUGAGAUGGUUUCUGAGAAGAAAGUCGCAGGCCAUAUUUCUGUCUCAUACCCACAAUUGCAUGAAAUGGUACCUUCUGAGGAGUAUGAUGAGGAUGCGCAGCUUUACUCAGCAGUGAACCUUGAAGCGCUACAGCGGAGGUUCAAAGAUGAACGGAUCCCGAUUUUUGCUCUUGACGAGACUGGAAAUGGGUUCGCCGUGGUUGUCCCGCAUUUCAUCAACCCAAUUGCCGAGAACAAAGUUGCAAGAGAAAUCAUAAAGUUAGGCACCCACAUCACGUCUUGGGUAGCAUUGGCACCUUCCCCUCUCAACAAUGGCACAUCCAUAUGUAAAUUGGACACAAAUCUGUCGGCAGAUCAAUCUUUUGAGAAAAUUCCACAGAUGAAACCACCACACUACAUUACUGGCAUAGUGGCGGGAAUGACAUCCUGUCUAUUUCAGAAACGCCAACUAGGAAACGCAUCUGUGUUGGUGCUCAAUGCCGAGGGUCACCUGGGUUUUGAAAAAGUGGACGCUGACCUGGUCAUGGACGCUGCUGAUCUUGUUGCCAAAUACUUGGUGGGAGAGCAGAACAAGACGAGCUACAUCAAACAGCUUAGUGCCCGUGUACGGAAGAUUAAUUCCGGAAUUACCCUGGGUAUGUAUUUAUAA
Messenger RNA from Candidozyma auris, 807 nucleotides. RefSeq lists its product as uncharacterized. The transcript has 2 exons. The record is from RefSeq and is a predicted model, not a curated record. Gene Ontology annotation, biological process: proteasome assembly. Lineage: Eukaryota; Fungi; Ascomycota; Pichiomycetes; Serinales; Metschnikowiaceae. The coding region runs from base 1 to 807 and encodes 268 amino acids.